Messenger RNA from Dalotia coriaria, 775 nucleotides. RefSeq lists its product as uncharacterized. NCBI's taxonomy places the organism in Eukaryota, Metazoa, Arthropoda, Insecta, Coleoptera, Staphylinidae. The transcript is spliced from 3 exons. Bases 163 to 543 code for a protein of 126 amino acids. The record is from RefSeq and is a predicted model, not a curated record.
UUCUAAGUUCAUCUUCAGCAACAGCAACGUACCAGCAGCUCGCAGCAACGCACCACCGCACAAUCGCCACAUCCGUCGUCGAUCUCCGUGUGGAUAAGUGCAACUCCAAGAAGAAUAACUUCGCCCUCAAGCCGCAUCGACACGCAAGAGUCAAUUUCGAAAAUGAUGAACAACUUAAUCGUCCUUGUCACGAUGGCGCUGGUGGGUGUUGUGCUCGCUGCGGGUAGACCACAACAACAUUAUAUGGACGCUUCUAACCAGGACCUUACCGACGCCGGAAUGCCGAUGUUAAGUCAGGAAGAUAUGGCGCACUUAAAGCUUGGCCUCUGGCAGAUGUUGAUCGAUGCUCAAGAAUACGCGCGUCUGAGGAAUGUCAUCCCCGUCGAGGAGCGCCUGGCUGGUGCUGAAAACGACGAACCUGCCGUCGACGGUGAGAUGCCGCGACGCAUCUUCCCCUCGACGGAAAUAUUUGGCUCACACCCCGUCAAAAGACAGCAGGGCAAACGUCUUAAAUGUUACUUCAACCCGGUUUCAUGCUUUUAAAUCUCAUAGCGCGCUCGAUUAUUUCCUUCUCUUACUUGUCUCUGUACGGAAAUAAGUGAAACAAUCAUUUGUUCCCCCACUGUUACUAGAACUUAUCACAUAAGAUUAGAUGACUGUUUUAAUCACGUAUAAAUAUUCAAACUGAGAAUUGUAUAGUUUUGGCACCAUUACAUGAACCUGAAUCUUUUCGUGACUAAGAAUAAAACCACCGACUAUAUAAGUGAGCACAAAA